Salvia miltiorrhiza (redroot sage) is the source of this 1015-nucleotide messenger RNA. Its product is annotated as SKP1-like protein 1A. Gene Ontology annotation, molecular function: cullin family protein binding. Gene Ontology annotation, biological process: SCF-dependent proteasomal ubiquitin-dependent protein catabolic process. The transcript has 2 exons. NCBI's taxonomy places the organism in Eukaryota, Viridiplantae, Streptophyta, Magnoliopsida, Lamiales, Lamiaceae. Bases 330 to 836 code for a protein of 168 amino acids. Gene Ontology annotation, cellular component: nucleus; cytoplasm. The record is from RefSeq and is a predicted model, not a curated record.
AUCUGGAAAGGAAAAGGAUUCACUUCCGUAAAAUCCCAUAUAAAAUAAAGUUAUGUGUCUAAUCAGGGAUUCAUGGAUAUUUUCUGAUAAAUUACCAUCAAAGAUAAUUAAAAUUAAAUAAAGCUAAAGAAAAUUAUCAUCAAAAUCAAAAUCCCAUUUUCUUAAGAAAAAUAUUUUUUAAAUCCUUUUUUUUCUCUUCCUUGGAAGCGAUAUAUUCAGCUCCCCUAUUUAUAUUUCUGUAGCCAAAAUCCCUAAAUAGGUUCCGAAUCCGCGAUUCCCAAUUUCUCGCCCUAAACAAACCCCACACUCUCGCUCUCAAAUCGAUUCCCAUGGCGUCCGCGUCGGAGAACUCCGGCAAGAAGAUUGUCCUCCGAAGCUCCGACGCUGAGGUGUUCGAGGUGGACGAGGCGGUCGCCGUCGAGUCCCAGACGAUCAAGCACAUGAUCGAGGACGACUGCGUCGACAACAUCAUUCCAAUCCCCAACGUCACCGGCAAAAUCCUCUCCAAGGUCAUCGAGUACUGCAAAAAACACGUCGAUGCCGCCGCCACCUCCGCUUCAAACAAGGCCGAGGACAAGGUCGCCUCAUCUGAUGACGAACUCAAGAGUUUCGACGCCGACUUCGUCAAAGUCGAUCAGGCUACGCUCUUCGACCUUAUUUUGGCUGCUAACUACCUGAAUAUCAAGAGCCUUCUGGAUCUGACUUGCCAAACAGUUGCUGACAUGAUCAAGGGGAAAACUCCGGAGGAGAUUAGGAAGACUUUCAACAUCAAGAAUGAUUUCACUCCUGAAGAGGAAGAAGAAGUCCGAAGAGAAAACCAGUGGGCUUUCGAGUAAUAGUACCAACCAUUUUGGCUUGUGAAAUCAAGUGCUACUCGUUGCUUAUGGCUUAUUUUGUUAAUCUUUUGUGUCGAAUGUGUUGUGAAGUUUGGUUUCCUAUGCCAUGGCUCCCAACUUAAAACUUUGAUUGGGUAAUACCUAUUUCACUAUGAAUCUAUGAUUAUAUUCGUGCAGAA